GAGGCGGGGCCGCGCAGCAUGCGAGCUGCAGCCCCGGCGUUCGGAGCCACUGACCGCCAGCAUGGGGCCGGCGCUGCUCCUGGGGCUGCUUCUCUCCCGAGCCGGAGACCUCAUGGCUCUGCCCAGCAGUGACUGUGUCAUGGCAGAGCAGCUAUGUCUCUCUGACUCCACCUGCAAUGCCACAUACAGGACCCUGGAAAACUGUGCCCUGGCCAAGACUCGCCUCCUUUCACUGGAUCAUGAUAGCAGGGUCAGAUGUCUGAAUGCAGAGCUUGACCUCGGGAACAGCUCUUUGCUGCACUGCAAGUGUCACCGGCGCAUGAAGAGACAGGAGCACUGCUUACGCAUUUUCUGGACCGUUCACUCCAGCAUGACAGAUGGUUAUCUCAAUUUGGAGACCUCUCCCUAUGAGAAUUCAGCAAAUGAAGAGCACUGGAAGACAGAUUAUAAUAAACUGGCAGCUCUGGUAUCAGGCUCACAGUUAGCAGGAGAUGCAACAAAUCCAUGUCUGAGAGCAACACACGUCUGUAAUCUGAGCAAGAAGUGUUUUCGUCUGCGCACAGACUAUGCCUCCAUCUGCACCAAGGGAGCAGGAAGUGAGGAUGUGUGUGACCGGCGCAAGUGCCACAGAGGGCUAAGGAAUUUCUUUGAGAAAGUUCCUGAGGAUUUCACCAGAAGGAUCCUGUUCUGUCCAUGUCAAGAUGAAUUUUGCGGAGAAAGACGCCGCAAGACUAUUGUUCCUGAUUGUUCUUUCCAGUAUAACACCAAACCAAAUUGUCUCUGGCUUCUGGACUCCUGCUUAGAAGACCAUAUCUGCAAAUCCCGACUGGCUGACUUCCAACAAAAUUGUCAACCUGUAGACAUGUCUCCAGAUGGCUGCUCUCUGCACAACCAUGCUGCAUGCCUGCAGGCUUACAUGGGGAUGAUUGGCACACCCAUGACACCCAACUAUGUCAGUAACUCCAGUGUGGAGGUUUCCUUGUGGUGUACAUGUGAGAACAGCGGCAACCAGAAGGAGAAGUGUGACCAGAUACUCGGCAUGUUUGAGAGCAACAAAUGCCUUGAAAAUACCAUUUGGUCUCAAAUGCACCUGAAGCAGACAGCUCUAGAAAGACAGGAAGACUUAUUUUAUUCGUCUUCCCUAAGCUUCCAAGGAGACAGUGCCAGCGCAUCUCUCUCUUCAGCAAUGUCCCAGGUGGCUGAAGGGAAGACACAACGAGACAGCUCCAAACAGAGCAGUAUGCCUAUGGCCUCCUCUGUAUUUUCUGGAGCUGCUACUUCCUGGCCUUCUCUGGCUCUGUUCCUGCCCCUGUUGCUUAGCCCACAUUAAUGUGGCAUAAAUGGAAUCUUUCCUUCCCAUAUUAUUAAUAUUAUUCCAUAUCCAGGCAUGUUCCAAUACACAUUUACCUUUGGGAAACAGAAGGCUUUCAGACAAGAGGAAUGGCCUUAACCCAGAAUGGCAAUCACUGGAAACCUCCCACAUACUUGCACCCCGCUUUCCCUCUGUCAGUUUGCACUGAGCUCUGCAGGUACAGUUCUCACCAUUGCUUCUGCUGCGUACACAUUCUGAGUAGCAGGCUAAUGUUGCAGCUUAAUAGGUUAAAUCAAGGGUCUGAUUUCUUUCAGAAUUUGUGCAGAGUUUGGUUUCUGACUCUAGGGAUGAUCUGACAGUGCCUUCAACCACCCCACCAUCUAAAGCUCCUCCUCAGGCAUAAAAUCAUUGAAUGGUUUGGGUUUGAAGGGACCUUAAAAAAUCAUUUAGCCCCAACCCCCAUGCCAUGGGCAGGGACUACCUUCCACUAGACCAGGUUGCUGAAAACCCCAUUCAACCUGGCCUUGAACACUUGAAGGAAUGGGGCAAACACAGCUUCUCUGGACAAUCUAUGCCAGUACAUCACCACCCUCACAGGGAAUAAUUUUUUCCUAAUAGUCAAUCUAAACAUACCCUCUUUCAGUUUAAAAAUGUUGUUCCAUAUCCUGUCCCUAGAGACCCUGGAAAAAAAGUUUCUCUCAGUGCUUAUUGUCCCCCCGAUGUAUUGAAAAGGCACAACAAGGUCUCCACAGAGCAUUCACUUCUCCAGGCCAAACCACAUCAACUGUCUCAGCCUUUCUUCAUAGGAGAGGAGUUCUAGCCCUCUCAUAAUUUUCAUGGCCUCGUCUGAACCUGCUUGAACAGGUCCACAUCUGUCAUGUACUGGGCACCCCAGAGUUGGAAGGCUGAACUCCGGGUGGGGAGGUGGGCUGAGGUAGGGGGGAAGAAUUCCCUCUCAGCCUGCUGGCCAUGCUUCUUUUUAUGUAGCCCAGGCUGCAGGAUGGCUUUCUGGGCUGCAAGUGCAUUUUAUCAAGUCAUGUCUAGUUUUCCACCCAGCCAUGUAUCCAAGUUCUUUGCUGCAGGGCUACUCUCAAUCCAUUUCACUCCCCCACUCUGUACUGAUAUUGAGGGUUGCCCCAAACCAGAUGUGGGACCUUGUGCUCGGACUUGUUGCACUUAAUGAGUUUUGUUGGUAUCCAUUUCUCAAGCCUAUGAAGGCAUAGAGAAUAUCAUCCUAAAGACUAGAAGCCUGUGCUUCAGGGUGUUUUGCAAGUAAAGCUCAAUAAAUAUACAUGUGAAGUCCCCGGUAAACACCAUCUCUGGAUUACUUUCAGUUCCCUUUUCAAAUUCAUUCUUUUAAGCAUAAGAAAAA
This is a messenger RNA of Haemorhous mexicanus (house finch), 2684 nucleotides long. It is a transcript of the gene GFRA3, whose product is annotated as GDNF family receptor alpha 3. Gene Ontology annotation, biological process: nervous system development. The transcript is spliced from 8 exons. Bases 62 to 1330 code for a protein of 422 amino acids. The record is from RefSeq and is a predicted model, not a curated record. Gene Ontology annotation, molecular function: signaling receptor activity. Lineage: Eukaryota; Metazoa; Chordata; Aves; Passeriformes; Fringillidae. Gene Ontology annotation, cellular component: signaling receptor complex; external side of plasma membrane.